AUGUCUGAAGUUAAAGGCACUAAAGCUUUAGAACUAUGGUGCAAACGACUGGUGAAAGAUUGCCCUACUGUUCAGAUUGAUAAUAUGACAACAUCUUGGAGAAAUGGAAUGGCAUUUUGUGCAUUAGUUCAUCAUUUCAGACCGGAUUUAAUUGACCUAUCUAAACUGAAACCUGAAAAUAUAUAUGAAAAUAAUCAACUAGCGUUUAGCAUAGCAGAAAAACAUUUAGGCAUUCCUGCUUUACUUGAUCCGGAAGAUAUGGUAGAAAAUGAUGUUCCAGACAGAUUAUCUGUAUUAACAUACUUAUCUCAGUUUUACCAGCGCUUAAGUCAUACAGUAAACACUAAAGUUUCUCAAAGUGAACCUAAAGCCACAUCUCCUACAUCAACACCGUCAGUUACUCCUAUAAGAUUUGGAAAGACAGGUUUAGAUAAAUGCGCCGCAUGUGGAUUGCCUGUCUAUUUGGCACAAAAACUCAUAGUGGCACAAAAACUAUAUCAUAGAAGAUGUUUCCGAUGUUCAAAGUGUUCAGGACAUUUAAACCCAAAGAAUUUCCAACUUGAUGAUGCAUCUGAGUUUACUUGUGAUACUUGUAAAAAUGAAAAAAGUUUACCAAAAAUUUUUAAUAACAAUGAUCAAAUGGGAAUGCUAGCUUUUAGUAGCAAUACAAGUGAAAUAAAAAAAGAUACUUUUACUGAAGAACAAGUAAGUCAAAGAUAUAAGACAAGGCCUCAGUCUAUAUUAGAUAAAAUAAGUGUGUUUGAAAAAAAUGUAGAAAAAGACACAAGUAUUGACAACAAAAUAGCAAGUAUUAGUUUAAAAGAUUCCUCUUAUGUUAAGUUUAAAGAAGCAAAUAAAUCAUUAGAAAUUGAAACUAGCGGUAAAGAACAAACUAGCUCUUCUAAAGAUUUUAAUAUGGAAAACAUGAGUAAUAGUGGUUCAAAAGAUGACAUAUAUAGCACAGACGAAAAUUUCUACAAAAAGGUGCCCGAAAACCUGUAUAAGAGUGACAUAAAUAAAUUUAAUUUUUUACAAACUCAAUUAUCAGGUGACAACUUAGACUCAAGUAUUGCAUCUAAUAAUACCGAUGAUACAGACACAAAAUUAAAAUAUGAUGAAAUAAAUAUACUUAAAAAAUCUUCCACUGAUGAUUAUGAUGAUAAAUUUAGAAAUAUUAAUAAGAAAAUAAAAGAAGAAAGUAACAUAACGGAUGACAACAGAAUAGCUAAAUCUAAUUUAAACAUAUCUAGUUCCGUUACUUCUGUUUUUGGAAAUAAUAGUUUCAAUAAAGACAAUCCUGAAAAUAGUAUAAGUGUUCCCCCAAGAAGAAAAAAGAACCAUGUGAUAGCAGAAAAGAAUACAAAUGGCGUAAAAAAAGAGGUGUCAGGUAAACCCUGCAAAGAUCAUGAAUAUCCAGAUUAUUUAAACCCAUUUUCGGAUGACGAUGAAGAGGUAAAAGUUAAAGAAAACCAAAUAAGAGUCAGUACUAAUCCUUUUGGUAGCAGCGAAGAGGAAGAUGAUGACCCUGCUAUCCAGCCGCAAGUAAAACAAAAUACCCAAUUGCCGACACCAAUAAAAAGGCAUAUAAUAGCUCAAAACUCAUAUAAUCCCUUUUGGUCUGAUGGAGAAGAUGCCUCGUCUGACGAAGAAACAUGUAAAAGAGGUUCAAAUAUGUACAAGUCGUCUAUGGCGACCAGCACGCCAAAUUUGCCUACAAGCACACCACGCCGCAGGAAACCGAAAGCGCCACCCCCACCCCCAACAAUUACCGUAAGCGAAGCCCAAGAAGCGGGAAGAAACUCAACCUCCAUGGACGACGUAGCAAGCAUAUCAUCACUAAGCUCUCACACAUCAACAGUAUACUCAGAUCAGAAAUCGUACGGAACAAUAACGCCAAAAUUGAAAAAGAAACGCCCUGCACCGACACCACCAGAUAGUCUCACCAACUUAUCCGGAUGUGGACAAACAAUGGAGCAGGAUAUGGAUACUUCUGGAGUUCGUAGCAAUGCUUCUGAUGGUGGGCGACGUGUAAAAGGGCCAGCGCCUGGAUUGCCAUUACCAGAAAGGAGGGAAGUGAAAAUGCAAAUGUCCCCCGAAGAACUCCAGGUGCAAUUGGAUAUGUUGGAAACACAACAGCUUGGUCUCGAACGCCAGGGCGUACUAAUUGAACAGAUGAUACGUGACAAGUGUGAGGGUGACGACGCUCCAUCAGUACCUCAGGAGGUGAUAGAAGAUUUAGUAAUACAAUUAUGUGAACUUGUUAACGAAAAGAACGACUUGUUCAGGAAACAGACGGAAUUAAUGUAUAUACGUCGACAACAGAGGCUAGAGCAAGAACAAGCCGAUAUUGAACACGAAAUCAGGAUAAUCCAGUCUCGACCGGCAGUAAAUCGCAUCGAUGCGGAUAAGGCACGAGAAGAAGAGCUGGUAACACGUCUCGUGGAGAUAGUACGUAUGCGUGACGAGUUGGUCCAACAGAUCGAAGCAGAACGCCGUCGUGAACGUCAAGAAGACCUCGCCAUCGCCGCCUCCAUCGCCAACAAACGAGCUCAAAGGAACAGCGACUCAAAUACUUCUUCCAUCAAGUCGGCAGAAACUGUCCCAACUCCUAAAAAAAGUAAAGUAAAAGACAAAGUUAAAAAACAAUUAAAGAAAGCGAAACAUUCGCUUAUUUCUAAGAAAAAAGAAGACCAUAAUACGGAAAAAGAUAGAAAACCUAAAUGA
Messenger RNA from Parnassius mnemosyne (clouded apollo), 2724 nucleotides. The record is from the annotation of a GenBank genome assembly. NCBI's taxonomy places the organism in Eukaryota, Metazoa, Arthropoda, Insecta, Lepidoptera, Papilionidae.